AUGAUACGCAAGACACUUACACUACAUUCCUCACUACUGUUUGAUCCGCGCAAGAAGGCGUUUGUGAAGAAUGUUUCCAUCAAAAUCGAUACUCAGUCAGGCGGCAUCGCCGACGUGUACGAGCGGGAAACAGACGAAGAAAUCCGCGACGGGGACAUCGACCUCAGAGGCAAGGUCGUGAUGCCAGGCUUUGUUGACGCACACACGCACAUUUUCCUUCAUCCUUACAGCGGGCGCUCCGCAGCCCAGCAAAUGCGCGACGAGUCUAUCGUCGAGCGCACGGUCCGGGCCACAAACCAUGUCCGCGAGGCGCCUCUCUCGGGCUACACGACGUACCGCGACCUGGGGACGGAGGCGAUGGAAAACUUCGACGCCAACCUACGCGACUGCAUCAACCGCGGUCUCAUCCCGGGCCCGCGGCUCUUCGUGGCCACGCAUGCCCUGGCAUCGACGUCGUCAUACGAGAUCCGCAGCGAGAACAGGCAGAACGGGCUCUCGCUGCCGCGAUCCUCAGACGCCGCAGACGGCCCGUGGGAGGUGCGGCGCGCCGUGAGGAGGCGCAUUGGGGACGGGGCUGAUAUCAUCAAGUUCUACGCCGACUACAAGCGCAAGGUGAUGCGGUUCCCGCCGCUUCAAGAGGCCGCCACGGGUGGUGGUCCCGGGGCCGGGAUACGAUUUCCCCCAACACACGCUGAGCUCAACCCCGCGGUGCCGCUUUUCAGCCAGGAGGAGAUGACCGUGAUCGUGGAGGAGGCCCGGCUGGCGAACCUGCCGGUCGUGGCCCACGCGGGUACGGUAGAAGGGGCUACAAUGGCGGUCCGAGCGGGCGUGACCAGCGUAGAGCACGUCAACGAGAACACGGACGAGCUGUGGGCCGAGAUGGCGGAGAGGGGCACAAUCUACGUGCCAACGCUGGCGAUUUUGGACCUGGUGCUCUCUAGGGACGAGAUGAAGAAGGUGCAGGCCAGGGUCAAGAAGGCGUUUGACAUGGGGGUGAGGUUCGCAGCUGGCGGGGACACAGGGACAUUCGCGCAUGGCGAGGGAGUCAGGGAGAUGGAGCUCAUGAGGCGUGCAGGAAUCCCGCUUGAGGAUGUGCUCGAGGCGUGCUUCGUGGGCGGAUGGGAGGCGUGCGGCCAGGACUCGUGUGGGUACCGGUUUGGGUUCUUCGAGAAGGGGGCGAGGGCAGAUAUAAUUGCCCUCGAUUCAGAUCCUAGAGAGGACGAGAAGGCGUUGAGGAAGGUGAGCUUCGUCAUGAAGGACGGGGAGCUGUACAAGCAGGAUGGUGUGCCUGUCAACCUGCCGGGCGAGCACAGGUGGGGCGAUGCCAAGGAGUCGGCAGGGGAGGAGACGGAAUGGCUCCGAGUGUGA
Molecule: messenger RNA, 1368 nt
Organism: Diaporthe citri
Lineage: Eukaryota; Fungi; Ascomycota; Sordariomycetes; Diaporthales; Diaporthaceae
Exons: 2
Coding region: 1-1368 (455 amino acids)
Molecular function (GO): hydrolase activity, acting on carbon-nitrogen (but not peptide) bonds
Source: RefSeq, a predicted model, not a curated record